Clupea harengus (Atlantic herring) is the source of this 2462-nucleotide messenger RNA. RefSeq names its product FAST kinase domain-containing protein 3, mitochondrial-like. Gene Ontology annotation, biological process: mitochondrial RNA processing; regulation of mitochondrial mRNA stability. Gene Ontology annotation, molecular function: RNA binding. The record is from RefSeq and is a predicted model, not a curated record. Lineage: Eukaryota; Metazoa; Chordata; Actinopteri; Clupeiformes; Clupeidae. Gene Ontology annotation, cellular component: ribonucleoprotein granule; mitochondrial matrix.
GCUCUUAGUUGCAUUAUGGGAUUGAUGAGCAAGAAAAUGAAAGUUAAUUCUGUCUUUUCCUCCAGCAGGGUGCAGCAAGGAGCAACAGGGAGCGUGGGCUAUGUAAGCAUGGGCUAUGUAAUGCAUUACAAAACAUGUUACCAAACGUCCACUGAUACCUUUGACAACGCUGUUUGCUUUGUUAGUGUCCACCUCUGGUUCAAACAGCAACACACGGCAACUCUUCAACGACAAUGAAUUCAGUAGCUUAUAUAUCAUCCUCUGUGAGAACUGUUGGUCAGUUAACCUCUAACUCAGCAUGUCGGAGGUUAAUGCAUAUAAGUGAACCAUAUACGCUGGGUAAAAAGCAUACACAGCUGACUCAGGUAUCCUGUAUGAAACAACAUUGUAUAACCAGAGAAUGUAACAUCCAUAUAACACAUGGGAGGUGCGCCCAAGCGCUUCAGUUGAGUAACGUGUCUGAAGAGAAGGAUCAUCUCGAUUUUAUCAAUCAAAUUCAAAGAUAUCGUACCCAGUCAAAGACACUGCCUGCCAAUGAAGCCUAUUUAUCACAUACCCCAGAGAAUGGACGUGCUCAAACUCUUCAGUCCUUUUCAGAAAGUGAGAUGUGGAACAUUGUAAAGAACACACCUAACGGUGUGAGCAUAUCCGGUCUUGCUAACCUAAUGGGGAUCUGUGACAAGAUUGGCAUGGAUCCUGACAGUCCAACAGGCCUCAUAUCAAAACUUAAACAGGAGUGCCUGAGAAAACUUAAUGAAGAAGAUGUGGAUAUCACUAACUUGUGCCUUCUUGGAGAGGUGGCGUAUAACUUGGAGGGUGCUUCGGAUCUUUUCAGUGAAGUUUUGAAAUCAAUUCAUACACGUGUUGAUGUUGAUCUAACCCCACUGGAAGCUUCUCAUCUAUACACCUUCUUUGCUCUCAUUGCAAACCAACACAUGAACCCAGAUCUCAUGACAAGACUGAACAGGUGCACAGAGAGGUUGGCACCCAGACUACCACCAACUGCCAUAAGCAACAUCCUUCACUCCUUGUCUGUGUUGCAGGAAGGUCAGUCAGUCAUGCUCAUUCAAAGGCUCAUCCAGCGCUCCACUCUCUUCAUGGAGUCAUUUAGUGAUGCUGAACUUACUGGGAUUCUCCGUGCCCUCGCGGAGUUAUCACAGCACAACACACAAUUCCUGUAUUGCCUAGAGCAGCAACUACCUAACAGAAUAAAAGAGUGUGACCCUGAGCUCAUCAGUGCAGUGAUGGAAUACUGUCUCCAUGCGCGCUGGUGCUCCGGAGCUGUAUUUGAAGCCGUUGCUGAGCGAUUCGUCCAAAAUGCAGAGACAUACAGCACACCUCAAAUUGCCCAUCAGAUUGUUGCAAUGGGAAGACUGAAUUAUCUCCCACACUGUGCCAAUGAGAUGUUCAAGAAGUUGGAGAGCAUACUCACCUCAAGAUUCUCCCAGUUCCAGCCUCGAACUCUGCUCAACAUGCUGCACUCUUGCAUACACCUGGAGAGGUUUCCCCUGAACUUUGUCUCCAAAGUCUUCAGUCCCUACUUUCUUCAAAGAUUAGAAGUGCCAGGUCAGGGCCUGGGCAAAAAUGUCUUAGCACAGCUGACACAGCUAAACAUGUGUACCUCGCUGGAAUGCACCUUCUACCAGGGACCAAAACUUCCAUAUCAUUACCAUGUGAAGAAGUUCUCAUCUGUGGACCACUUUUUCGAGAGCCCACUAGAUAGCUACUUGUUCAGAAGGGUGUAUGGUCCUCUUUGCAAGGUGCUGGGUGGGAGAAAAUAUUUUUCCACCAAGGUUUUCACACAAAAUGGAUACACUGUAGAUGUGGAGAUCUGUGUUGAUGAAGAGGGCCUGAUUUUGCCUCUCACACAAUGGGAUCAGACCCACAAUAGGAUUGCUCUCUGUUUGGACGGUCCUGACCGUUUCUGCAAAAAUACACACCACCUUUUGGGCCAGGAGGUCACCAAGAGGAGACAUCUCCAGAGGCUGGGCUAUGAGGUGGUACAGAUUCCUUACUUUGAAUAUGAGACGUUGCAGACACAGAGCCAGCGAGCUUGUUAUCUCCAUCAGAGGAUAGGUCGCUCAGUCUUCAAGUGACUUCUGCAAGAAGAGGAUGGAUCCUUCAAUGUAGCAAAACUCCAAAGUAAACUUUUGUUGUUGAUGUUACCAUUCAGUGAAUGUUGAAAACAUUAAAUAUAUGUGAAUAGGCAAAAGAGUUUAUGUGGAAUCGAUAAAUCAGAUUUGUAUAUAUGUUGAGUUGUAAACAGAGUUUAACUAUAUGUUCUAUUCGUUUUUAUACAUCUAAAUUAUGUUGGCACUUUUUAACCCAAAUGCCUGUGUUUGUGUUUCACAAAGCAUUUGAAGUAAUGUAACUGAUGUGGCACUUUAUUACAUCAGGUAAGGUAAAUGUACUGUAUAUUUGGACAUUUUUUUGGAAGUUUGCUUUGCAGAAAAUAAAUAUUU